AUAGAUUAAACAAUUAUGCUUCGACGUGAAAAGAAACGCCCACAUGGGUCAAACAUUUAUAUACAGUAAUAAAAAACUGAACCUUUCCAGGCCGCCUAAUAAAGUAGAGUAAAGUAGCUUUAUUAAAUUGUGCUUUAGUUUAAUUAAUCUAGUACUUUUCGUGCUAGAUGUAUGUUAAAAUAAUAUCCAACAUUGGACUUUCUUGGUUUUUUUAGUUUAUAUAAUAACCCACGAAAUGAGAACAUUUGCUCAUUCCACAGUUUUACCAAGUCAUGGGUACCAAGUCCUCUCAACCACUGUUGGAUUCUCCCAAAACAAAAUCCUCCUUUUCUACUAAAGCUCUUUAUGUGCUUCUCUCCUUAGCUGCUAUCGUGGGCUCAGUUGGAUUAAUUUCAAUCUGGGCCUUCAGUGGCACUACUAGCCCAUCAAUUUCCUUGACAGCCCAUGUUUGUGAUACGGCCCAUGAUCAGCCAUCUUGUUUGGCCAUGGUGUCUGAGGUUGCACCUGCUGGUUUGAUGGAUGCAAAAACAGUGGAUAUAUUAAAGAUGGUUUUACAUAAAUCGUCGUUGAGAAUCAAUGAGAUGAUCGAUUUGGCCAGCAAUGUGAACGUUCGGAUCAACGAUGGGAAGGAGCAAGCAGCUCUAGCAGAUUGCCUAGAGUUGAUGGAUUUGUCAAGGGAUAGAUUGAUGGACUCCAUGAUGGGGCUAGGGAACCUAUCGGCCCAAGCCCACUUUGAUGUCCAUUCAUGGCUAAGUAGCAUUCUCACCAACCAUGUUACUUGCAUGGAUGGACUGAAUGGCCAGGCUCGGUCCAUUAUGGAGCCCAUGUUGAAUGAUUUGAUAGCAAGAGCAAGGACUUCCUUGGCCUUGAUGGUUGCAAUUGCACCAACAAAGACUGAUAAUAAUGUUCAAACAGUUGCUGAUGAAUUGCCAUCAUGGGUUAGUGCUAAAGACAGAAGGCUGUUGCAACUUUCAGCAAAUGCUAUAGCGGCCAAUGUUGUAGUGGCUAAAGAUGGUAGUGGAAAAUACAAGAGUGUAAAAGAAGCAGUUGCGUCUGCUCCAGAUAAUAGCAAGACUCGAUAUGUUAUUCACGUGAAAAAAGGAAUUUAUAAAGAAAAUGUUGAGAUUGGGAAAAAGAAGAAGAAUAUUAUGCUUGUAGGUGAUGGCAUGGAUGCAACCAUUAUCACUGGAAGCUUGAAUGCUGUGGAUGGCACAACAACAUUCAAAUCUGCAACUGUUGCUGCUGUUGGGGAUGGAUUCAUAGCCCAAGAUUUACGGUUCCAAAACACGGCAGGACCACAAAAGCACCAAGCAGUGGCCCUUCGUGUUGGAGCUGAUUUCUCUGUCAUCAACCGUUGCAAAAUGGAUGCAUUCCAGGAUACCCUCUACACCCACACACUCCGUCAAUUUUAUAGAGAUUGUUAUAUCACUGGCACUGUCGAUUUCAUCUUUGGUAACGCAGCAGUUGUGUUCCAAAACUGCAAACUCGCUGCCCGCAAGCCCAUGAGUGGACAGAAAAACAUGGUUACCGCCCAAGGUCGUGAAGAUCCAAACCAAAACACUGGAACUUCAAUCCAGAAGUGUGACAUUAUUCCUAGCUCGGACCUUGGGGCAGUGAAAGGGUCCGUGAAGACAUAUUUGGGCCGACCAUGGAAAGAGUAUUCGCGGACUGUGUUCAUGCAGUCAAAUAUUGGAGACCAUAUUGAUCCAGCAGGUUGGUCGGAAUGGAAAGGUGAUUUUGCAUUGAAAACAUUGUAUUAUGGUGAGUACAUGAACAAAGGGCCCGGUGCUGGAACCAGUAAUAGAGUGAAAUGGCCUGGUUAUCAUAAGGCCUUAACUACAGCAGAGGCGAUGAAAUUCACUGUGGCUCAGCUGAUUCAAGGAGCAGCUUGGUUAAAAUCCACCGGUGUCGCUUACACUGAUGGGUUGUGAGAAUCUUGUUGAAUCAAAAGUAUGUUGCCAUGUAAUGCUAGUGAAGUUUUAGUAUGUUUUGGUUGAAUGUUGUAUGCUUGUUUUGUGAUAAUCCCUAAUAAUAAUAUGCUUCAUUGUGGCACUGAUGGCUGAACCAUGCCACAAUACGAAGGUUUAAAUGAAA
Messenger RNA from Capsicum annuum, 2094 nucleotides. Its product is annotated as pectinesterase. Gene Ontology annotation, molecular function: pectinesterase inhibitor activity; pectinesterase activity. The transcript has 2 exons. Gene Ontology annotation, biological process: cell wall modification. Lineage: Eukaryota; Viridiplantae; Streptophyta; Magnoliopsida; Solanales; Solanaceae. Bases 273 to 1931 code for a protein of 552 amino acids. The record is from RefSeq and is a predicted model, not a curated record.